This is a messenger RNA of Protopterus annectens (West African lungfish), 1290 nucleotides long. RefSeq names its product cysteine dioxygenase type 1 (gene CDO1). The transcript has 5 exons. The coding region runs from base 135 to 737 and encodes 200 amino acids. The record is from RefSeq and is a predicted model, not a curated record. Gene Ontology annotation, molecular function: ferrous iron binding; cysteine dioxygenase activity. NCBI's taxonomy places the organism in Eukaryota, Metazoa, Chordata, Ceratodontiformes, Protopteridae. Gene Ontology annotation, biological process: L-cysteine catabolic process.
AGAAAGUGGUACAUUCCAGUCCCCCCACCCCACCCCAACACAUUGUGAUAUAAACUGGACCAAGUGCAGUUUUUUUGGGAAUCCAAGAACAUUGACAUAAAAGACGUUUGCAGACGUUUAUUGCUCUGGUGGCCAUGGAACAUACAGAAGUCUGUAAAGUAAAAAAUCUGAAAGAAUUGAUUUCAGAAUUGCGCCGAAUUUUUUCUGAUGACAGUAUCAAUGUGGAGGAAGUGCAAGCUUUGAUGGAAUCGUACGAGAGUAACCCAGAAGACUGGAAUGAAUAUGCUGUAUUUGAUCAAUACAGAUAUACACGGAAUCUCGUAGAUGAAGGGAAUGGAAAAUUUAAUCUAAUAAUUCUCUGCUGGGGUGAAGGCCAUGGCAGCAGCAUCCAUGAUCACACAGAUUCACACUGUUUCAUGAAGAUACUUCAGGGCAAUUUAAAAGAAACCCUGUUUGAAUGGCCAGCGUGUCCAAAAGCAGAAAUGGUGAAGAAAUCAGAGCGAGUGCUGAAGGAGAACCGGUGUGCUUAUAUUAAUGAUUCCAUUGGACUACACCGUGUGGAGAAUCCUAGCCAUACAGAGUCAGCAAUUAGUUUGCACCUGUACAGCCCACCUUUUGAGACGUGUCAGACCUUUGAUCAAAGAACUGGUCACAAAAACAGAGUGAAAAUGACAUUCUGGACCAAAUAUGGAGUGAAGACUCCCUGUACAAUAGCUGCAUCACAAGAAAAUAAUUAAACUUUUAAUUCUUCUGCUGUCCAAAGAAUUAUAAAAGUUGAGCUUCACACUUCUGGACCUGGGAACAAUAUAUGUUGCUACCCCUUGAAUUAUCUAGGACGUCAGGAAUUUAUCCACCUGUUCCAAUGCUUAUUCUAAAUAAAGACUUUUCUUGGUUACUAAAUUAAGGCAAUGGUGCUAUAUGCUGUCAUAGAAGAAUAUAUCAACUUUUUGUCAUACAGGACUGCAAAACAGUAGCAUCUCAUUUUUUCAGUACUUACCUUUUCAUUUCGCUACAUGUAUUUGCCAAGAGCAAGCAAUACCUUUCACAAUGUUUGCUAGCUUGCUCACACAGCUUAAAUGUUUUGUUUUUUUAUGCAGUGGUAGAGCUGUAUAUAAGUAAAGCACAAUGAUUUUAAUUAGUCAGAUUUCUAUUUUCUGUGAAUGAUUUACACUUUUAAACUUAAGAAUAUAAUUUGGAAUACCACUGGUUAAGAGUUAGAAGAUGGUUUUCAUCUUACUAAUAAAAAGGCAUUAUUUCCUGUUAUAAUAAAUGCUUUUUAUGUAAAAUGGA